AAGGUGGAGGCCAGACGUAGCGGCAGCCGGCCAGCACGGAGAUGCUGCUCCUGAGGCCGGGGGCGGGAAGGUGGCUGCGGGAGCCACGGCCUCGGGGACUUGGCGCCGCGGACGCUCAAGGCUGAAGACACCGAACCUUCCCCCAAGGGUGGCACGCACCCCAGCCUGUACCAUUUCCGUUCCCCGCGGACGCCUGCCCGGGACCUGGGACGUCCAGUGAAGAAACCCUCCUGGUCUCUGGGACACUGAGCAGAUGCGUACGUUUCUUCUCUCCAGCAGCAAACCCCAAGGCCCUUGUGCCUGGGCAUCAGAAGUUAAAACCGCACCCUGCACACUUUCACCCCUAAGUCUCUUAUCCUCGAACUGAAGACAGCGGCCACCCAAAUCCUCCCUCAUUGCCCAUCUUAGUUUUUACCCAAUAAGCACAACACCUCCAACGAAAAAUUCUGCGGAAGAGGACUCAUCUACGGAAAAGUUACUGUCUCAGGAGGAGGGAGAGCUCUCUGGGAGAGGAAGGCGAGGAUUCCCGGAUCCGGGGCGCCCCCGCGCCCCCCGCACCAGCUUCCGAAGACCGCGCAGAGGAAAGGGGCAUGGCGCGCUGGGCCGCGACAGGGUGCGCUGACAUGAAGCUGGAGGUGUUCAGCCCCCGCGCGGCUCACGGGGACAAGCCGGGUAGUGACCUGGAGGGCGCAGGCAGUAGCGAUGCGCCCUCUCCGCUGUCGGCAGCCGGCGACGACUCUCUGGGCUCGGACGGGGACUGUGCGGCCAACAGCCCAGCGGCAGGCGGUGGCAAGAGAAAUGCGAGCGGUGAGCCUGCCGCCGAGGAGGAGGGCCCGGCGGCGGCAGCGGGGAUCGCAGAAGCGGGCGCGGCGGGGCCCGGGGCCGAGGGCGCGGGGGUCGGCGAGGGCGGGCGCAGCAAGCCGUACACGCGGCGGCCCAAGCCCCCGUACUCGUACAUCGCGCUCAUCGCCAUGGCCAUCCGCGACUCGGCGGGCGGGCGCCUGACGCUGGCGGAGAUCAACGAGUACCUCAUGGGCAAGUUCCCCUUCUUCCGCGGCAGCUACACGGGCUGGCGCAACUCGGUGCGCCACAACCUCUCGCUCAACGACUGCUUCGUCAAGGUGCUGCGCGACCCCUCGCGGCCUUGGGGCAAGGAUAACUACUGGAUGCUCAACCCCAACAGCGAGUACACCUUCGCCGACGGGGUCUUCCGCCGCCGCCGCAAGCGCCUCAGCCACCGGGCGGCGCCCCCCGCCCCCGGGCUGCGGCCGGAGGAGGCUGCGGCCCCGCCGCCGGCGCCCGCCGCCCUGGGCUCGCCCGGCGCGCGCUCCCCCGCCCGCCAGGAGGGGCGCGUCAGCCCGGCGGGCAAGUUCUCCAGCUCCUUCGCUAUAGACAGCAUCCUCAGCAAGCCCUUUCGCAGCCGCCGCGACGGGGAUGCGGCCCCCGGGGUGCGGCUGCCGUGGGGCGCCGCUCCCUGCCCGCCGCUGCCCGCGUAUCCCGCGCUCCUCCCCGGCGCGCCCGGCGGCGCCCUACUGCCGCUCUGCGCGUACGGCGCGGCCGAGCCGGCGCUGCUAGGGGCGCGCGGAGCCGAGGCGCCGCGGCCCGCGCCGCACCUCUUGCUCGCGCCCUUCUCCGCCUCCGCCCCUGCCAAGCCGUUCCGAGGCCCAGCGGCCGGCGGCGGCGGCGGCGGCGCGCACCUGUACUGCCCCCUGCGGCUGCCCGGGGCCCUGCAGGCGGCCUCGGCCCGCGGCCCGGGCCCGCACCUGCCCUACCCGGUGGAGACACUCCUGGCCUGA
This is a messenger RNA of Molossus molossus (Pallas's mastiff bat), 1796 nucleotides long. RefSeq names its product forkhead box Q1 (gene FOXQ1). Gene Ontology annotation, molecular function: RNA polymerase II cis-regulatory region sequence-specific DNA binding; DNA-binding transcription factor activity, RNA polymerase II-specific. Lineage: Eukaryota; Metazoa; Chordata; Mammalia; Chiroptera; Molossidae. The record is from RefSeq and is a predicted model, not a curated record. The transcript has a single exon. Gene Ontology annotation, biological process: cell differentiation; regulation of transcription by RNA polymerase II; anatomical structure morphogenesis. The coding region runs from base 591 to 1796 and encodes 401 amino acids.